Molecule: messenger RNA, 1710 nt
Organism: Acanthocheilonema viteae
Lineage: Eukaryota; Metazoa; Nematoda; Chromadorea; Rhabditida; Onchocercidae
Source: the annotation of a GenBank genome assembly
AUGGCUUCGGAAGUCCUAAUCAAAAUACUUCGUACCAUUCCGCGUUUUACGUUCGAUUUGCAACCCGUACCAAAAAUAUUUACGCUACAAUUUGACAGUUAUUAUGUUCAGUCAUUAUUUGUAUUUGUUGUUGUGAUCCUUUUUAUUGGUGCAGCAUUAUUGUUAACAAUUAUAAUCACAUGGAUUUGUCAAUGUUGUAUCAGACAAGAUGCAAAUGUGAAAUCAAGGCGACGUGUUCGUCAACUCUCACUCGUAUUAUUCAUUAUUAGCAUUAUAUGCUUCUUUUGCCUUGGAGCAUGUUUAUUUGGAAAUGAACAUUUGAAUCGCAGCGUAAUGAAUUCAAUUAUCAGUGCUGAAGAUAUCUCACGGAAUUUAUUAUUUGCUGAUUCACAGUCGAUUUUGCUGAACAAUUACUGCUUAAAAACCAUGAAACAAAUCGAUGCAUUAUCAACAGCUGUGGAAAGUGCAGCAGAAAAAACAGCUGACUUAAAUAAAACGGCUUUACAUGAAUUUACAACAAUACUGAAUUCUGUGUCGCAAAAAAUCGAUUUAUUGGGCAUAGAUUUGGCAUUUUUCAGAAAAGUAUUAUCAGGAAAUUUGUUUCUUGAGCGUAGUUCACUCUAUACUCAACGAAUUGAGCUAGAAAGAUGGGUUCUGUGUGCAACUUUGCUAUCAAUUAUGUUUAUCGUACUUUUUGCCGGUGUUAUUGCAUUUUGUCGUCAAUCGAAAAAAGGAGCCGUGAUAUUUUCCGGUCUUGGUUUUACAAUUUUUAUUGUUGGAUGGCUAUUACUAGCUGCCAUAUUUCCAGCUUCUAUGGCAUUAGUAGAUUUUUGCGCAGAUGGUACUCAAUUUAUUCGGGAAUAUAUGUCAAAUGAAACUAUGGAAUUAUUUGAUUUUUACCGAAAAUGUAAUCCAACAAUCAAUCAUGAUAAUUUUCCAAAUGUGAUCCGUAUUGAUAAAAUCAGUAAACAACUCUCAGAUAUACAAGAAAUGAAUGAAAAAUUUGAUUCCAGAAUUGAAACUCUAUUCAAUGGCAGCAUGCAGCAAAAACAGAUUGAACUCUUCGAACAGGUCAAAAUAAUUAAUGACGGCAUGACACUUGCAUUAAAAAACAUUGGCGCUCUUGAAACAACUAUUGGAUGUUAUACUUAUCACAACGAUAUGUUAAUUAUGGAACGAAGUUUUUGCAUUGAUGGAAUUAUUGGAUCGUCGAUUUUGUUGUAUUGUUUGGUUUUACUUGAAGCAUUCUUAUUCACGCUUUUACUUAUCGUAUCCAAAAGUUGGCAGUUAUUCGCUCGAUUACCAUCAGAUUAUGUAGAAGUGGAUGAGGAAGAUCCAUUUUUUCCACGAGGAAAUGAUAGCACUAUUCCAGUAGACAUUUAUGGUAGCCAUGUAUUGAAUCCACGUACACGUUUUGCUAGCUCUUUGGAUCGUACGGAACAAUCAACUGGAACAACAAGUGCAACAUGUGGUCUUGCAAAUGGUUCCAUCAAUAAUCAUACAUCUGCUUCAACGGCAUUACUAAAUUCGAACGUUGAAUCAUCAACACCCCCGUGGCAUCGUGGAUUAUCAUCACAACCUACAGCAUCAUCAUCCGUUAAUGCUCCGCCUGCGGUAGGAACGAGCAGUAUGAUACAUACGGCAUAUCAAGCAAACACCGAUGAAGCAACGUAUCAACGUCGUAACUAUCAUGAACAAUUUGAUGUUUAG